AUGUUCACGAUAGAAGAUACUUCCACUUUAUACUCGUCCAUCCCUCUUCAAUAUGCUAUAUCUACGAAUCCAGACACGGCAAUCUUGACUGCGGUGAAAGACGUCACCAUCACGCAAGCGCUCUCACUCCUCUCUGCGGGCAUCUUCGCCCUCUAUGUCAACAGAGGCUUCAUCAGAUCCCAUCUACCGCCAUGGCUGAGGCCAUUCGCCAACGAAACCGCCCCCGAGGGCAUCAAGCGUCGCUUCUGCUCCGUCUGGGCCAUUCUCCUGCUUCUCAUCAGCAUCGCAGGGCUCGUCCUCUCCUUCGUCCCCGUCUUGCUGAAUCCGACCCGCUACCUGUACCUCUGGGAGGCGGUUCCCUGGGCGUCGGCCCUCUUCAUCACCAUCUGGGAUCGCCCGACCAAGACGCCAAAGCUCUUGUUGGUUCAAUACACGGCUAUCCUUGGCGCCAGCACCGCCAUGUACGCCAUCCGGUUCCUAGAUCGCUCUCUCUACGGCAUCGACCGCUUUCGUCUCGCCAGGAUGGCCCUCUCCGGCCUGGCCAUGAUCCUCAUUGGCAUGAUGCCUCUCCGGGAGCCCAGCUGGGGCAGCAGAGACAUCGGCCAGUCCCACGGCAAGCCCUUGCGCACCCUACGCAGCCCCGAAGACGACCUGAGCCUCUUUCGCUUCUGGACAAUGAGCUGGGUCAACCCCCUGGCCCGGCUCUGCCGCAAGCGCGAGAUCACAGAGGACGACGUCUGGCAGCUGCCCUUUGAGUUCCAGCACCUGCGCCUGUACAUGGCCUUCCGCGAGCUUCAGGGAAAGCUCCUCCCGUGCUUGAUCCGGGCCAAUGGCUUGGACUUGACGAUUGCGACGCUGCUGGCCGUGUCCGAGAGGGUUGCCGAGGUGUCCAACAUCCGGCUGACGAGCCAGCUGUACAAUGCGCUGGAUACGAGGAACCCGGAUGAUGCCAUAUUCUGGGGCUUGGUGAUGCUGGUUCUGGAUUGUGCUCGCCAGCUGUGCAAGACGACGUCUUCGUGGUACUCUCGCAAGGCGUACGAGCGGUCUCGCGGAGAGGCCUUCAUCGCGCUCUUCGGCAAGCUUUUGACGCGCGCAGUUCCGGGCUCGGACGUGACGGAAAAGGGCCCCGACGAACCAGAUGCUCCUCUAGGACGCGGGAAGCCCAGGUCAUGGCUGGCCAGGAUGCUAUGGAGGAAACCCAGCACCCCUAGACACAGCUCCAAGGCACUUCCCGGAUCAGCUUCAAACGCAAAGGUCGUCAACCUAGUGCGAGGAGAUACGUACGAGAUCUCGCAGCGGUUCUGGGAAUUCCCCAAGCUCAUCUCCCAACCCAUCAAGGUUGUCGUCACCAUGUACUACCUCAUCGACAUCAUGGGCUGGCCGUCAGCCAUCGGCGUCGGCCUGAUGCUCAUCUUCCUCUUCGUCAACUCGACGCUGGUCGGCAAGCUGAUCACGCUCGAACGACAACGAACAUCCAUCUCCGAUAAGCGCGCCCAGGCCGUCUCCCACUUUGUCGAGGCCAGCCGUCCCCUCAAGCUCAACGGCUGGACCGCCACUUGGAGCGCCAGGAUCAUGAAGUUUCGGGGCCUGGAAAUGGCCAAGCGGCUGAGCAUUGCCUACGUCUCUGCUGCCAUUUCCACCGUCAGCGUCGCUGGCGGGACGACGUAUCCGUUGGCCAGCAUCGCCUUGUACACGCUCAUUCUUCGACGAGGGCUGCCGAACGACGUGAUUUGGCCGUCGCUGCAACUGUUCUCCCAGCUGGAGAUGAGCGUCAAGGAGGCCUUUGAUCUCAUCUCGGCGUACUGGAAGGCCACGAUCCCCAUUGAGCGAGUCAACAAGUACAUGGCCGAGCCCGACAGAGACGACAUCUCCAACAACCCCCGCAGCGUCACGGACAUCGAGUUCCGCAACGCCUCCUUUUCCUGGCCCUCCACCGAGAAGCGCAUCCUCCAGGAUCUCAACUUUAAGUUUACAAAGGGCCUCACCGUCAUCCGAGGAAAAGUUGGGUCCGGAAAGUCGAGUCUUCUCCUCGCCGCCCUCAACGAGAUGGAGCUUCACGAAGGCGACCUCAUCAGGCCUGAUGUUCCUGUAGCUUAUACCCAGCAACUGCCCUGGCUGCAGAACAAGACGAUUCGAGAAAAUAUUGUCUUUCACCAGCCGUUCGACUCGUCAAGGUACCAACAGGUCCUCCACGCCUGCGCCCUUCUACCGGACCUCGCCUCGCUUCCGGACGGCGAUCAGACGAAGCUCGAAGAAGGCGGCAUUGGUCUUUCCGGAGGCCAAAAGGCGCGCGUGUCUCUCGCCAGAGCCGUCUACAGCCAGUGCAGUAUCAUGCUCCUAGACGACCCGCUUGCUGCUCUGGACCACGACACAGCAAGUGCGAUUGUUCGCCGAUUUCUCCAGGGUCCCCUUGCCGAGGGCCGUACCAUCGUUAUGGUGACGCACCGAGAUGAUCUUGUUCUCCGGAUCGCCGACAAGGUGAUUGAUCUAGACGACGGAAAGGCAACAGUGCUUUCAGAAGAACAAAUCCGGCUCGAGCUCGAGCAUCCAUAUCACGACAACGGAAAGACGACGCACGAUGACUCCGAGACAGCCCACGACAUCUCCUCCGAGAAUAUCGUCGUUCUCAAAGACGCCCCUGAGGAACCAGCAAAGACAGGAAGCGUACCACUGAGUGUCUACAAAGAAUACAUCCUCGCCGGCGGAUGGCACCUCUGGGUUCUCCUCGGCUUUUCAUACGGCGCCUCCCGGAUAUGCGACAUAUCACGCGCCCGCCUCCUAGAAGCAUGGGGCUCCAACUCCGUCCAACUCGGCACGAAGAGCACACGCUGGGGCCUCCUCCCUCCGCCAGACACACACCCCCUCCCCUGGCUCCUCGUCCUCGCCGGUCUCUCAGCAUGCCAAAUCGCAACAUACGCCGCGGCCCAGCUCCUCCUGGCGCAGAUCAGCGUUCGCGCAGCGCAGGGCCUGUUCAAGGUGGCCAUCGAAAAGGUCAGCAGGGCGACGUUCCGGUACCACGACACCACGCCGACGGGCCAGCUUAAGAACAGGCUCAUCGCGGACAUGGGCAUGGUGGACGGCGGCAUCGUCGCGCCCCUCGAGUCGUUCGUGUACAACCUCAUCGCCCUCGUCCUGAGCCUGCUCGCCAUCGCCUCCCACCAGCCCGCGCUGCUCCUCAUCCUCUCCGCCGUGGCGGCCCUCUUCGUGCACUUCUUCCGCAUCUACGUCCCCGUGUCGCGCUGCCUGCGCCGCAUGGAAAUGCGCUACCUGACGCCCAUCAUCGCCAACAUCGGCGUCAUGCAGGACGGCCUCGUCACCAUCCGCGCGCUGCGCGUCGAGCAGCACUUCCAGGACCGCCACCUCGACGCCGUCGACGACUUCCAGAAGCAGGACCACUUCUUCUGGAGCAUGGCUUUCUGGCUCGACUUUCGCCUCAGCCUGAGCUCUGUCAUGACGCGCACUGUCUUGAUCCUGUUCAUGGUCUGGCGCGGCACGAGCGCCAGCGCCGUGGGUUUUGUGCUGACACAGACGACGAUUGCGAUGGCGGCUGUGCAGCAGCUAUGCGAGCGGUUUGCGCAGCUGCAGCUCGACGCCGUGUCGUUGGAGCGCGUGAACAUGCUCAAGGAGAUUCCAGAGGAACCCAGUGGCGGAGAGGAGCCCCCCGAGGACUGGCCGCGACCGAGCGACGACGUCAAGUUUGAGCGUCUGUCGUUCAAAUACGACGCCCACCUGCCCUGCGUGCUGGACAACGUCUCGUUCGAGAUCCCCGGCGGCUCGACGUGCGCCGUCCUCGGACGCACAGGAUCCGGCAAGUCGACCGUUGCCAACGCCCUCCUCAUGACACAGGCCCCCCACGAAGGAACCCUCAAGAUCGGCGCCGUCGACCUCUCCCGCAUCAACCGCACCGCCCUCCGCAACCGCAUCACCUUCAUCCAGCAAGACCCCAUCCUCUUCCCCGGCACCCUCCGCGACAACAUCGACCCCGGCGCCUCCUUUUCCGAAAAGGCCUGCCAGGAGGCCAUAGCCCGCGUCCUCGGCGGCGCCUUCUCCGUCACCACGCAGAUCGACGCCGCGGGCAAGAACCUCAGCCAGGGACAGCGGCAGCUCGUGGGGAUCACGCGCGCUGUGCUGAGGAGGAGCGGGUUGGUGAUCCUGGACGAGGCGACGGCGUCGAUUGACCGCGCGACGGCGGCGACGGUGCAGCGGAUCUUGAGGGAGGAGUUGAGGGAGAGCACGGUGGUGACGAUUGCGCAUCGGCUGGAGGCUGUGGAGGAUGCGGAUUGGUGUUUGAGGUUGGAAGGGGGGAGGGUUGUUGGUUGCGGGCCUGCGAGGGGGGUGAUGGAUAAGGGGGGAAGUGAUUGA
Messenger RNA from Trichoderma citrinoviride, 4362 nucleotides. RefSeq lists its product as hypothetical. Gene Ontology annotation, molecular function: ATP hydrolysis activity; ATP binding; ABC-type peptide transporter activity. Gene Ontology annotation, biological process: transmembrane transport. NCBI's taxonomy places the organism in Eukaryota, Fungi, Ascomycota, Sordariomycetes, Hypocreales, Hypocreaceae. The record is from RefSeq and is a predicted model, not a curated record. Gene Ontology annotation, cellular component: fungal-type vacuole; membrane. The transcript has a single exon. Bases 1 to 4362 code for a protein of 1453 amino acids.